AUGAGGGUUGUUGGGGUACCAGGAACUGUCUUUCUCCUACUCUUCAUGGCGGCUGCUCUUGUCCUCAGCUCUUUGCUGCAAUCAAUCUCGAAAGAGAGUCUUCAUUUCUCAUCCAAUCCUCUGUUUGUGUUUUCACUAUUUAACAUCAUCAUCGUCGCCAUCAUUGUUGGAAGUCACAGGUCAUCUUCCGGGGAAGUUGACAGUAUCAUACCUUUCCUAUAUCAUCAGUAUGAACCAGAAGAAGACGCAGACAAUGAUGUUGAGGAUACAAAGAGUGAUAAAUACUUGAAUCUGGAUGGUUAUGAAAAUGGCAGUGACUGUGUUGAUGACGAAAGUGAAGAUUAUAGCUUUGAUUCUGAUGGUUACAACGAAGAUGACGACGACAAUGGUAGCGAUGACGAGGUUGGUUGGGGAGACAUGGAUGAACACAACAGUAAUUUGGAGAAAAGAAUCGAAGACUUCAUUGAUAAGGUUAACAAGGGAUGGAAGGAAGAGAGGCUAAGGGAUAGUCUCUCCAAUCCUUUGCAGUUUAGCUACUUGUGA
Prunus persica (peach) is the source of this 543-nucleotide messenger RNA. RefSeq lists its product as uncharacterized. The record is from RefSeq and is a predicted model, not a curated record. The coding region runs from base 1 to 543 and encodes 180 amino acids. Lineage: Eukaryota; Viridiplantae; Streptophyta; Magnoliopsida; Rosales; Rosaceae. The transcript has a single exon.